Molecule: messenger RNA, 2379 nt
Organism: Opisthorchis viverrini
Lineage: Eukaryota; Metazoa; Platyhelminthes; Trematoda; Opisthorchiida; Opisthorchiidae
Exons: 14
Coding region: 1-2379 (792 amino acids)
Biological process (GO): COPI coating of Golgi vesicle
Source: RefSeq, a predicted model, not a curated record
AUGCAGGUCGGAGGGAACGAGAAUGCCCGUUCAUUCUUCAGUCAGCAUAACUGCAGAACCACUGAUGCUCAAGAAAAAUAUCAAAGUAGGGCUGCAGAGUUGUACCGUGCAAAGUUAGAGAAACUCGCACUCAAUGCUAUGAAGUUGUAUGGGACCAAGCUCCACAUUGAUGCUCACGAAGAGUCAGCGGAACCCCAGACAGCCAAAGAAUCAGAUUUCUUUCAGGAGCACACGUCUGUGGGAAGUACUGGUUUCGCUAGCGGCGCAGCCUUGAGCAACACACAUCGGGAUAACGAUAUCUUAAAAAAGGCUGGACCGGUUGUACAUGAUGGCACCGCACCCUCCUUAUCUGCGGAUCGGCCAUCGGUUAUUGGAUCCAGAAAACCGAGAACUGCGAAGGCUGCCGGUGCUAAAAAGGGUGGUUUGGGAGCGGCCAAAGUGAAAACCGAUUUUGCGGCAAUCGAGUCCGCAGCGGAGAAUGCUGAUUUACAGAAGGAACGGCAAGCUGAGUUAACAAACAAGCUAGCGCAAGAACAACUCGAGAAAGAGGCGGAACGCAUAGCUUCCCUUCGUCUGGCCUACAAAGAGGUUGCGGAUGAACGAGACAAACGCGAAACGGCGCUCAAAUCCGUUGAUCCCAAGCGUGCAGAGCAGGUGGAACGACUGGGAAUGAGUGGUGCAAAUCUGAACACAAGAACCGGAAUAGGACAUUCUGCAUUUUCCAACGUUCAGAAAAUCGAGCAAGAAGGCGUUACUCCCACCAGCGGAAUUAACACCAAUCGUUCGUCAGCCAUUACAUCAUCUAACAUGGAUCCGUACUUCUCUACCACUGGUUUCGGGUCCAGUAAUCGGAUUCUUGACUCGUAUGGCGGAUCGUCGCAAUCCAAGGCCGAUGAUUUGUUCGGUCGACAACCCAAGAGCUCCGCCAGUUCGUGGCUGGAUGAAUGGACCGUAAUCAAAAGCCCCAACGAAUCCGCUGCGCGUCUAAAUGACUUCAAUGACCGUUCAAGUGGAGACCGUUCUUACCUCACGGCUCCGGAGGAUAACGGUGCCACAUCGGACUGGAGCCGUUCAGCACCUAGCAGACCUCGACCCGAUCCGAUCAGCUCCCGACAGGAAGCUUCGAGUGAGCAAUCCGAAGCACUUCGAACUAAAUUUGCUAACGCGACUGCCAUAUCUUCCGACACGUACUUUGGUCGAACCGAGCCUGGUGAUCUGGAUAUCAGUCGAUUUCAAGGCAGCUCCUCGAUUUCCAGUGAUGAUUACUUUGGACGAGCACGGCCCCAACAAUCAUUCCAGAUUUCCGACGAAAUGCAGUCGAUAAAGGAUGGUGUCCGUCAGGGUGUCACCAAGGUUGCCACCCGACUGUCUUCUUUGGCUAGUGGUGUCGUCACGUCGCUUCAGAUUCCAAUUAUCGUUCGUUUUGUUCGUCCGCCAAUUAGAGCUUCCCUUCGUCUGGCCUACAAAGAGGUUGCGGAUGAACGAGACAAACGCGAAACGGCGCUCAAAUCCGUUGAUCCCAAGCGUGCAGAGCAGGUGGAACGACUGGGAAUGAGUGGUGCAAAUCUGAACACAAGAACCGGAAUAGGACAUUCUGCAUUUUCCAACGUUCAGAAAAUCGAGCAAGAAGGCGUUACUCCCACCAGCGGAAUUAACACCAAUCGUUCGUCAGCCAUUACAUCAUCUAACAUGGAUCCGUACUUCUCUACCACUGGUUUCGGGUCCAGUAAUCGGAUUCUUGACUCGUAUGGCGGAUCGUCGCAAUCCAAGGCCGAUGAUUUGUUCGGUCGACAACCCAAGAGCUCCGCCAGUUCGUGGCUGGAUGAAUGGACCGUAAUCAAAAGCCCCAACGAAUCCGCUGCGCGUCUAAAUGACUUCAAUGACCGUUCAAGUGGAGACCGUUCUUACCUCACGGCUCCGGAGGAUAACGGUGCCACAUCGGACUGGAGCCGUUCAGCACCUAGCAGACCUCGACCCGAUCCGAUCAGCUCCCGACAGGAAGCUUCGAGUGAGCAAUCCGAAGCACUUCGAACUAAAUUUGCUAACGCGACUGCCAUAUCUUCCGACACGUACUUUGGUCGAACCGAGCCUGGUGAUCUGGAUAUCAGUCGAUUUCAAGGCAGCUCCUCGAUUUCCAGUGAUGAUUACUUUGGACGAGCACGGCCCCAACAAUCAUUCCAGAUUUCCGACGAAAUGCAGUCGAUAAAGGAUGGUGUCCGUCAGGGUGUCACCAAGGUUGCCACCCGACUGUCUUCUUUGGCUAGUGGUGUCGUCACGUCGCUUCAGCGGGUGAACGAUUUGGUGCUUGGUCGUAUUGGAGAAUUCGUUGCAGACGGGUUCGCUGGAGCCAAUGCAGGGCUUCGAAGGGUGUCCUUGUGA